AUGGAUCCACGUCGCCGCCGACCGUCAACGUCGCACACGACAGGGUCGGCUACAAACCAACAAACAACCACCUCCUACCUGACGACCGCCACGGGCAAUCAAAGAACAUCGUAUCAAAAGACUUCAUACGAGACACGUCCCACCACUGCCAGCACCAGCACGUCAAAUCGUCUUUACGGAUACAAUGAUACCACGACAGCAUCAGUGUCGCGCCCUCGCACUGGCCGGCGAAGUACUGGCAGACCAGGCACCGCCGCUACAGCAAGACCACGCACUGGCUACUCCACGCUUGCCGUCGAGAACCAAGAGAUCGCUUGCGCUGUUGCCGAAUCGCGAGGUGUCUCACCCUCGGUCGGUCUUGCGUUCAUCAAUCUCGACACCGGUGAAGCUGUCCUGAGCCAGCUGAACGACACGCAGACCUAUGUCAAGACGGUGCACAAGCUCAUCGUGUACAAUCCAUCGCACAUCUGUAUGGUGCAGUCGGCUGCCCAUCCGAAGUCGAAAUUGUUCUCGGUGCUUGAGGAAGAAGUGCUAAAUGGGGAUGACAUCGAGAGCCAGAUCACACUCCUGGAUCGGAAGUAUUGGAACGAAGGGACUGGUCUUGAAUACAUUGAACAACUCGCUUUUCAUGAAGAUGUCGAGUCGAUCAAGACUGCCGUCACUGGCAACUACUUCGCAGUGUGCUGCUUUGCUGCAGCACUCAAGUAUACUGAGCUGGGGAUGGCGAAAACAUUCCCUCUGCAUUCCCUUCGCAUCAAGUAUGAGCCAGCUGACGGCUCUAUGAUGAUUGACCUAUCCACGAUCAAGUCACUGGAGCUUGUGCAGAAUCUACAAAUGCCGAAGUCUCGUGACUGCCUCUUUGGACUCCUAAACGAGACACAGACGCCCAUGGGCAUGCGUAUGCUCCGAAGCAACAUCCUGCAGCCAAACACGGAUGCAGAAACGCUGGCCGGCCGAUACGAUGCGGUUGAAGAACUCAGCACUAAAGAACAGUUGUUCUUCUCUGUUCGGGCGGGCCUGAAACCAUUCCUUGACCUGGACAAGAUUUUGACUCAGCUCAUUCUUGUCCCGAUCCAGGAGAGUCUGCCAGACGUGCAGCAAAGCAUCAACAAUGUCAUUAUGCUCAAGCACGCUGUUCUAUUGGUGAAGCCUGUCUGGGAGGCACUGACGGGUGCACGUUCUCCGAUGCUACUGACCAUCCAGACCAAUUGUGCAUCGGAGAACACAGUUACCGUCCAGGAGCUUAUCAACAACACGAUCAACGAAGAUACAACCUACGCCAAGCAACCUCUGGACUUUCGCAACCAGCGCACGUAUGCCGUCAAGUCUGGUGUCAACGGUUUGCUCGAUGUGGCUCGUCAGACGUAUAAGGAGUCAAUGACCGAUGCUUUGCAGCAUAUCAGUGACCUUGCUGAGGAACACAACUUGCCUCUGCAGACCAAGUUCGACAACGUGCGCCAAUUCUAUCUCCGGCUAUCAGCAGACGAGCUCCAAGACCGCAAUCUACCUGCCAUCUUCGUCAACGUGUACCGCAAGAAAGACAUCAUUGAGUGCCAGACCAUGACCCUCGUAAAACUGAGCCAGAAGAUCGGUGACGCUCACAACGAAGUCCUCCUCAUGAGCGAUCAGUCUGUCAGAGACUUGAUCGAAAGCGUCCGAGAGCACAUGUUCAGCCUCUUCCGGAUCUGCGAGAGUAUCGCUAUGCUCGACAUGCUCACUGGCUUUGCCCAUCUUGUCUCAAUUCAGAAUUACGUACGACCCAUGAUCGGCGAAUCACUCGCCAUUCGAGCUGGUCGUCAUCCUAUCCGCGAGAAGAUUCACAACACCAAGUUCAUCCCAAACGAUGUGUACGCCACCGAGCAGACCCGCUUCCAGGUCAUCACCGGCUGCAACAUGAGUGGCAAGAGCACCUACAUCCGUUCAAUCGCGCUCAUGACCAUUAUGGCACAGGUUGGUAGCUUCGUGCCAGCCCAAUACGCAGCGUUCCCAAUCAUCCGGCAAUUUUUCGCACGGAUCUCGCUGGAUGACAGUAUCGAAGCCAAUGUCUCUUCCUUCGCAGCGGAAAUGCGGGAGACAGCCUUCAUCCUGCGUAACAUUGAUCCGUCAAGCAUGGUCAUCAUCGACGAGUUGGGUCGAGGCACAAGUACUCGUGAUGGCAUUGCCAUUGCUAUCGCCAUAGCCGAGGCAUUGGUCGAAAGCAAAGCACUCGUCUGGUUCGUCACACACUUUCGCGAUCUGGCGCACAUCAUGUCCGAACGCGCUGGAGUCGUAAGCCUACAUCUUGCAGUCGACAUGAGCGAGCAAGACCGUAUGGAGAUGCUGUAUCGCGUUGCGGCUGGUAUAGUGCAAGAAGAGCACUACGGCCUCAAGCUUGCGAGGGUGGUGCCACUGCCGCGAGAUAUCAUCGAACAUGCUGAGCUUGUUUCGAUGACUCUAGAGAAGGCGAUGCAGAAGAAGAAGCGGGACUCAAUCGGUGUAAUCAAGGCGAGAAGGAGGAAGCUGCUGCUAAAUCUGAAGGAGCAUCUUAAGCAUGCCAAGAAUGGGUCGAUGGAUGAUGAGACGCUGAGGAACUGGUUGAAGGAUUUGCAGAAGGAGUUUAUUGUGAGGAUGACGGCUCUUGAUGAUGAGCUGAAGCAAGCCACGGAGCGUGGACCAGACGAGGAUGGAGGAGAAAGUACGGUUGAAGAGCUCGACGAUGUCGACGACAACAGGACGGCAUCGCAGGGCAAUACUGCAGAGGAGGUGCAGCCGAUGCGGUCUUUCAUUGACCGCAACGGCCUGGAGCAUGUCGACGCCACGACAGAUGCAGAGACUGACACUGGACGAAGUGUCUUCGGCGAUAGCUCAAAUCAGAGGCUCACAACGACAUCAUAA
Messenger RNA from Fulvia fulva, 2874 nucleotides. Its product is annotated as MutS 4. The transcript has a single exon. Gene Ontology annotation, cellular component: nucleus. Gene Ontology annotation, molecular function: ATP binding; ATP-dependent DNA damage sensor activity; mismatched DNA binding. NCBI's taxonomy places the organism in Eukaryota, Fungi, Ascomycota, Dothideomycetes, Mycosphaerellales, Mycosphaerellaceae. The record is from RefSeq and is a predicted model, not a curated record. Gene Ontology annotation, biological process: mismatch repair; reciprocal meiotic recombination. The coding region runs from base 1 to 2874 and encodes 957 amino acids.